This is a messenger RNA of Verticillium alfalfae VaMs.102, 1817 nucleotides long. Its product is annotated as tRNA nucleotidyltransferase. Gene Ontology annotation, biological process: tRNA 3'-terminal CCA addition. Bases 33 to 1817 code for a protein of 594 amino acids. Gene Ontology annotation, molecular function: RNA binding; ATP:3'-cytidine-cytidine-tRNA adenylyltransferase activity. The transcript is spliced from 2 exons. NCBI's taxonomy places the organism in Eukaryota, Fungi, Ascomycota, Sordariomycetes, Glomerellales, Plectosphaerellaceae. The record is from RefSeq and is a predicted model, not a curated record.
GCGUCAGAAGGCCAGACAGGAAGGGACAUGUCAUGCUCCGGCCCCUAGCCCAGGUCCUUCCAGGCCCUCAGCAUCGUCAAAUUAUCAGCUCGGUCAUGAAGAGAAAGCUUGCCCAAUCCGCAUGUGCAAGUCGCUUCCCACCAUCCGCACGAUUAAGACCCAACAAUGCCAUGGCGGCUGACGCAUCUACCAUCCAACUUCAACUCACCGAGCGAGAACGCCAACUUAGGGAUCUUCUCAUUGAUGUUUCUAAAUUCAUCAACAUCAAUGAUCAACUGCCAGAACCACUGAUUUUGCGGUGGGCUGGUGGCUGGGUCCGUGAUAAGCUUCUCGGCACGACUAGUCACGAUAUUGAUGUGGCCAUCAAUGUUAUGACUGGCCUCCGUUUUGGCGAGAGGCUGCGAGAAUACUGCGAUGUGCCCGAACUUGCAUCGCGGCACGGUAUCGAGCCUGACGAUAUUGGUAACCUCCACCGCAUCGCUGCCAACCCUGAGAAAUCUAAAAAUCUCGAGACCACAACAGUAAAAGUCUUUGGACUUGACCUCGACUUCGUCAAUCUUCGCACAGAGACGUACGCCGAAGACAGCCGGAACCCUGCCAUAGAUUUCGGCACAGCCGAAGAGGAUGCUUUGCGGCGGGAUGCGACAGUCAACGCCCUGUUCUUCAACUUGCACACCGAGAGGGUCGAGGAUUUCACAGGCGGCCUAGCUGAUAUGCGUGACCGGCUCAUCCGCACACCUUUAGAACCAUUCCAGACUUUUAUGGAUGAUCCUCUUCGAGUUCUCAGACUGGUUCGUUUUGCCAGUCGGCUCGGUUUUGCCAUCGACCCAGCUGCAAGAGAUGUCAUGGCCGACCCAAAUGUCUUGGCUGCCCUGCGCAUCAAAAUCAGCAGGGAGCGAGUGGGUGUAGAGUUGGAGAAGAUGAUGAAGGGCCAUGAUCCCCAUCGCGCUCUUCAACUCAUUGACGAAUUGGGCCUCCACCAUGCUAUCUACACAGAUACUGCUCGUGCUGAUAUCCCUCAUCCAAUGUUGUCCAAAUGGCAUAUUGCCUAUGGGCUUCUGAGGCUUCUCGAGCGCAGCAAAGCACCGGGAUCCAUACAUGACGUCCUAGUUCGUACGGACGAGGAUGUAUAUCAUUCGUGGAUGUUAGCUUCACUCGUGCCCUAUGCGCAUCUAACCGACCCCCGCGCCGACGCUCUUAACAGAGGGAGGCCAUCUUUACCACUUGCUACCACGGUUGCACGUGAGGGCGCAAGAGUACCCAACAAACUCUGCGAUGUGAUAACAGCGGCGCACCGUAAUCAUUCUGAGAUCCUUGGUCUCAAGAGAGACGUAUGCGCUGGGCGUGAGAUUGGAAGUCAAAGAGAUACACUUGGUAUGACCAUCCGAAAAUGGGAAUCCCGCGAGUCACACUGGAAGCUGCAGGUCCUCAGCACUAUACUCCUCGAUGCCAUGGACCACCUGCCGGACUUCGAUAUCAACAAGGGUGGGUUGAACACAUACGUGAGGUUCUUCUUGUCGAGAAAGCUAACGUUGGAUCCAGUGUCGAGAGAAUGUCAUGACUUGCUAUCUGGUUGGCAGACGUUUCUUGAUCACCUGACUGACGAGGGCUUGAUGGAUGUUACAUCAAUUAAGCGGCUUGUAGACGGCAAAUGCUUAGGCAAGCAUCUUGGUCUCAAGCCAGGGAAAUGGAUGGGUGCUGCUUUGGAGGUAUGCCUGGCGUGGCAAUUGCGACAUCCUGAAGCUACGGAUCCCACGGGCGCCAUUGAGGAGGUACGGAAGAGGAAGCACGAGUUGCGGAUAGACGGAUUAUCAUGA